CCUGGUCCUGUCCUCCCUCCCGCCUCUCGCGCGCUCCCUCCCCUCGCUUUCAUCCUCCUAUCCCCACCUCGCCAACCUCCGCUUUCAUCCCCCUCCCCUCUCCUCUCCUCCCCGCUCCCGCCAGCCCCACCCCUGGGAAGCCCCUCCCGUCGGGCAGCGCCGCCUUUAUAAGCGGGUUCCCUGCCCGGGGGCGGCAGCGGCUGGUCGGCGGCAGCUCUGCUGGUGCGGGGGCGGCGAGCCGAGGACCGAGCGACCGCGGCCGGAGCGCGCCGGCCACCGCCCGCACCGCCCUUCCGCCCGCCCUCCGGACGGCCGCAGCCCUGCGGGUCUCCGCUCCAGACCCACCCCCGCCCCACCCCGCGCGCCUCUGCCGCCUCUUCCAGAGACCCAGCUUGCUGAGCGGCCGCCGCUGCCGCUGUCGCCGCCGCCGCCGCCACCGCGCCAGGUUCCGGCCGCGGCCACCCUCCGCCGUCCAGGGCUCCUCCGUCCCGGCCCCGGGACCCCGGCUCCCCGCCAGCCCCGGCCCCGGCCCCGGCACCAUGUCGGAGAAGAGCGUGGAGGCAGCGGCCGAGUUGAGCGCCAAGGACCUGAAGGAGAAGAAAGAGAAGGUGGAGGAGAAGGCCAGCCGAAAAGAGCGAAAGAAAGAAGUGGUGGAGGAGGAGGAGAACGGAGCUGAGGAGGAAGAAGAAGAAACUGCCGAGGACGGAGAGGAGGAGGAUGAAGGGGAAGAAGAAGAUGAGGAAGAAGAAGAAGAUGAGGACGAAGGGCCCGCGCUGAAGAGAGCUGCUGAAGAGGAGGAUGAAGCGGAUCCCAAGCGGCAGAAAACAGAAAAUGGGGCAUCGGCCUGAGCCCCCUGCCAAUGGGCUGGGGGUGGGAGGCCCCUCCGGGCCUGGAGGUGGGGGUGAGAACAGACAAGUUGCAGCCACUCUUCACCUGGCUCCUGGCUCUGGACCCUGCACCAGAGCUGCCACCCUCUUUGUCCCCAGCCUUUCUCAUGUCCCCUCUCCAGAUACCGCCCCUUCUAUCCUCACUCUGCCAUUGUUCCACCUCUUGACCUGCUCCAUCUGAGCUCCCCAGCUGGUCCCCAGUCGCUCCUCUCCCUGUCCUUGCUCUCUUCCCUCCCUCCCCCCCCCCCCCCGACCCCGGUAGCCUCUCCUUCCUCACCACUGCAUCCCAGCCUCAUGUCCGGUCCAUCCCUACCCUGCCUGAUCCCUGGGUCUCCCUCAGAUCCCCUUCUCUCAGACAGCGCCAGGCCGGGGUGGGGCCAGGGUUGGGGCCGAGCCCCACAGCUGCCCCCCUCCCCUCUCCUCCCCUUUUUGUAUAAUUUAAUAAAGAAACGGUCGCGCUUCUGUUUUUAA
This is a messenger RNA of Callorhinus ursinus (northern fur seal), 1358 nucleotides long. It is a transcript of the gene PTMS, whose product is annotated as parathymosin. Gene Ontology annotation, cellular component: nucleus. Gene Ontology annotation, molecular function: histone binding. Gene Ontology annotation, biological process: positive regulation of transcription by RNA polymerase II; negative regulation of apoptotic process. The record is from RefSeq and is a predicted model, not a curated record. Lineage: Eukaryota; Metazoa; Chordata; Mammalia; Carnivora; Otariidae.